AUGUACAUCACCUCGGAUCUUUUUGGGCGGAGCUCUUCGCACAACCACGGCGACCACGCGCCCUCGACGCUUUGGAACACCAUGGCCGACCCGCCACACGCGGCCGGCUUGGGAAAGAGGAAGAGGCACGACGCAGCCGAAGAAGGACCCAGCACAUGCAUGCACCACCAACGGGCGUCACCCGCUAGUCGUCGGUCCCAUGCGCACAGCUCGUCGUUCGGCGACAGUAACCGAAGCCACCCGUACUCCAGCUACUCUGCAUCAUCCACAUACACGGCCUCCGAACGACGGCCCGUAAAGCAGGCAAAGCGCCUCAGUCCCAAAGCAACACUCGUCAAGUCGGCAUCCCACCUCAUGGACAUCGAGCCAGAGCGGCCAGCCAUCUUGUCCAGGCCUGAUGCACACCAACACCCCGUCACUGAUCUGCGCCCAUGCCACGCCUGCAAAUCAGCACCGAGGCGGAAGAAGGAUCUCGAGAACUAUCUCGACUGCAGGCGCUGCGACGGUCGAACAUGCUACAUCUGUGCACGGCAGUGCUUUGGCGCGUGCGGGAAAGCUGUGUGCAACAAGUGCAUAGUUGAGGUCGGGGAAGACGGGGAUCCUUGGUGUCUGGACUGCUACUCACGCAACAUCAACUCCUAG
Messenger RNA from Parastagonospora nodorum SN15, 642 nucleotides. RefSeq lists its product as hypothetical. The coding region runs from base 1 to 642 and encodes 213 amino acids. Lineage: Eukaryota; Fungi; Ascomycota; Dothideomycetes; Pleosporales; Phaeosphaeriaceae. The transcript has 2 exons. The record is from RefSeq and is a predicted model, not a curated record.